Molecule: messenger RNA, 2374 nt
Organism: Laetiporus sulphureus 93-53
Lineage: Eukaryota; Fungi; Basidiomycota; Agaricomycetes; Polyporales; Laetiporaceae
Exons: 7
Coding region: 247-2283 (678 amino acids)
Source: RefSeq, a predicted model, not a curated record
GUUUUGGUAGGGUUUUGUCUCUGACAUGGCAUGGCAGUUGUUCGUGACAUACCGUUACAGAACGUGACGUAGUCAUCCCACUGAUCCCAGGUCUUGUCGCACUUUGCGUAAGUAUUGCAGGCCAGAAACGUUGCAGAUUUGAGGCCCAUUUCGGACGAACUCUUGCGGCAAGAUUCAUACAGGCAGGCCUUAAAGCAACUCCGAUUUACUGAAAUCUCCGCUGUUCUUGUGGAUAAUAAAGAAUCCAUGCUGAGGCCGUCAACCGGUAGUGCAGCCCGACCCCGUGUCAUAGCAAUUAAUGUCUUCCAACCCAGUAUAUAUCCUAGGAAAGCCUUUCCACCUCUUCAAUUCCUCCGGUAUCGAAUGCAGAGCACCGGUUCAACGUCUUUGAUACGUCCUGAUCACAUCUUUUCAAAUGCCCCUCCCCCUCCAUGGCCUCGGACCACAGCAGUGUCGCCCGUAAUGAACGAAAAUUCGACUGUUUUUUCACAAUUGAAAUGGAAGGAAUCCAGAGGCGAUGACAAGACUCUCGCCGGAGUGCUUUCGCAUCUCCAGGGAACGCUUCGUUCUGUUCACAAUCGAAAGGUGAUGUGGCCAGCAGAGGAAUCAAUUCCAUCUGACCCCUCGCCGGAUAAAUACUUGAUGAUGCUCUUACAGCCCAUAGCAGAUCUCUUCAAUCAAUUACGCUCCCCACUCGUGCUGAAAACACCCAUGGAAUGCAUAAGUGUUGAUUUUGGUGACUCCAUAUACGGUGCGACUUUCGCCGCGGAAGACUUUAGCCGCUGGGCAACUAGUGCUCCAGUUAUCUUGUCGCUGCCCGACGACUUGUUCAAUUCCAGGGGUGAAGUGUCUUCACGGGUUCAAUCUGCUCUUUCGAAAGCUCUAGAGUCCAAAUCGUUAAUCCCUUCCAUCAUUGUGACGAACUUUAAGGACAUCGCCGUGUUUUUACCCCCUACUCGAACCCGUCCAGAACACACUUUUGAAAGGGUAUUGACGAAUCAACCCCAUUUGGCUUUGCGAGUCAUCUCCACUGCAUAUCUUUUAAGGGCGCUCCCAUCCGGACUCUAUAUCGACAUGCCACAUCCUGAUAUCGAAGUUGAUCAGAACCUUAUUCUUCCAGAAGGACCACCGAAAGAUCCGAACCAGUCUUUGAUGUCGGACGAAGAGGUUUUUGCCACACAUCACCGCCAUUCCGACUUCGAUAUUGAAACAUUGGUACGAGACCGCGCGAGAGCAUUGCAAUUCUUCCGUUGGCAUGAACACGUGCAAAGACAAUGCUCCAAACUCGUCGCACAUCCCAAUGACAUACUCAACGCUGUGACGAACGAGGUUGGACAAAUCGUUCCAGACGUUCGCCCGAUCUAUCCCUUCGACUUCUCCGAAAUCCCAACAGACACGAUUACGCAUCUCAAGUCAGUACAGCGCGAUUCACCUCUCGUGGCUGCUGGAAUUGCCAGAUCCUUUGAGGAAAGCAAGUCCUUCAUGCUAAAGAUUCAGGAUGUCGUCGCGGAAGGCUCGGAGCGCGGCAUUUGCACCGUUUAUCGCUGUCAAAUCACCUCCAUCGACAGCACACCAGUGUCAUCUCCGGCUCUGUGUCUCAAGCUGUUCGACGACCGGUUCCAGCCUUUGCAACGUCCAGACGAAGAUGACGAACAACUGGAUGAGCGUCUUCCUCGGUGGUUUGAUUCACUGGUAAUCGCUCAGACAUACGCUCUGAACGAAGCUUUCGCUUAUGACAAGCUUCGAGUAGUACAAGGGACGGUUGUCCCUUGGUUCUAUGGGACACAUCAGUUUACGCUGCCUGACGGAACGGUACUGUACGGUCUCCUGAUGGAAUACAUCGAGGGAUGGGCGCUUGACUCUGAAUUCGCACGGAAAUUGAGUGCUGAUAGGCAAAUCAAAAUGAUUCAAAGUUGUCGGCACGCAGCCCGUGUCCUGGACCUUGCCGAUAUCAGCCAACGAGAUUGGCACAACGGUCAAAUUAUCCUCUAUACGAACCCAAGAACCAAAGUUAACCACGCCGUUCUGAUCGAUUUUGCCUCAACGACUCAGACAUGGUUGCACGACGAAUUGAACUACAUCGACAAUUACUUCGGUGUUCUAUACGUCUUAUUGGGUAGACAAGGAGACGUCGGAUUGGAUCCAGAGCUUGUAUGGAAGCACUACGGAGAGCCAGACGAUUGGGAUCCCGUUGAAGUGUGGCUUCCUACGGAUCCGCCCAGGAACCAGGAAAAGAGGCUUGUAAAAGCCAGGGACAUGUUUCCAUAUAUCUCUUCUGCUUAACUCGGUAGUCUUGCUGUAUAGGUCUGUGGGAGCUUACUCUGCACACGUAAAAUUGUCCACAUUAAUGGCCUUCUUAACCGGGUAAUCGAAG